Notothenia coriiceps (black rockcod) is the source of this 1409-nucleotide messenger RNA. It is a transcript of the gene sass6, whose product is annotated as SAS-6 centriolar assembly protein. Lineage: Eukaryota; Metazoa; Chordata; Actinopteri; Perciformes; Nototheniidae. The record is from RefSeq and is a predicted model, not a curated record. Bases 183 to 1409 code for a protein of 408 amino acids. Gene Ontology annotation, biological process: centriole replication; spermatogenesis. The transcript has 12 exons. Gene Ontology annotation, cellular component: centriole; centrosome.
CGUUUCCAGGGUCGUACAGUUGGCGGCUGAAAAGCGCCAAAUCCAAAAUUUACUUCAGUAAUAACAACAAUGUGCCUGGUCCUUGGGAAGGAAAUAAUAGCCUCCCAGUACGAAUAGUUAACCUCUUCAUUAACGUUAGCGUGUCAGUUUGUUCCCCGAUAAAAGACUCGUUUAUUAACAACAUGGAGGAGCUGUUUUGCAAAGAGCUGCAGGUGAACGUGAGGUGCAGAGACUGCGAGGACAGGAAAGCAAAUAUCCGAGUCACCAUUGAGCUUCAGUUGACAAACGGUCCUGUGCACAAAAGGGAUCUUCUUGUACGACUAACAGAUGAUUUGGAUCCAUAUUUUCUUUUUAACCUCUCCAUAUCAGAAGAAGAUUUCCAAAGUUUGAAAGUCCAGCAGGGUCUACUGAUAGACUUUACGUCAUUUCCUCAGAAGUUUAUUGACCUGCUUAAUCUUUGCUAUUCUGAGCAAGCGUCCGAAAAUCCAAGGUUUCUUCUUCACUUGUCCGCUCAGUCCCCAGUGCUUGAAGGCCUUGCCUCCUUCAGUGUUGUGGAGACGAAUGCCUUCAAACACCUGAACCACCUGUCCCUGCGACUCGUUCAAGGCUCCGACAAAGAGAUCAAAGACUACCUGGCAGUGUGCCUCUCCUCUCUCAAGGCAGAGAAGCAGGCUGUGGAGAUGAAGCUGAAGAAGACUGAAGAUGAUCUGACCAGGCAGCUGAACUAUGCUCAACAGACUCUGUCAGAGAAAACAAAAGAGUUGGACAAAAUGCGCUCCGAGUGGACGAGUCAGAGCAGCUGUCUGUCCAGCCGUCAUUCUCUGGAGUUACAGUCGGAGAGAGAGAAGGCUGCAGAGGAAUCAAUGGAAGAAAAUGCUGAAAGUAAAGAACUUCACAAUAGGAAACUCGAGGCCACAGUGAAAUCUCUUUCUGAGGAGCUGAUAAAAGCUAAUGGUAUCAUUAAGAAGCUGCAGGGCGAGGUUCGAGGCCUGGUUGGAAAAAUUAAAUUAAAAAACACUGUGACCGUGUCACAGGAGAAGGUCCUCCAGGACACAUCAGAAAAACUCCAGAGUGUUGAAAAGGGUCUGCAGAGCACUCAGCAGCAGCUCAGCAGCAAGGAGGAGCAGGUUUCAAAACUGAAGGAGCAGCUGGAGACGACGGUACAGAAGCUCAAUGAAAGCAGAGAGGUGUUGAAAACCAAUGAGAAUGUUAUAAACUGGCUCAACAAGCAGCUAAAUGAAAAGCAGCUCUCCAGAAAGCCCCAGUCUCCUGAGUGUAUGAACACCCCUUCACUUCUAUCCACAGCACCAGCCCAGAGGGUAGGAGAUGCUUGGAAGUGUCGGGUAGCUAAGAUCCGGGUGGAACCCAACGGAGUGCGUCGCGCCGAGACCCGCACCGAGCAGCGGUAA